Molecule: messenger RNA, 705 nt
Organism: Cladophialophora carrionii CBS 160.54
Lineage: Eukaryota; Fungi; Ascomycota; Eurotiomycetes; Chaetothyriales; Herpotrichiellaceae
Product: 3-demethylubiquinone-9 3-O-methyltransferase
Exons: 1
Coding region: 1-705 (234 amino acids)
Biological process (GO): ubiquinone biosynthetic process
Molecular function (GO): 2-methoxy-6-polyprenyl-1,4-benzoquinol methyltransferase activity
Source: RefSeq, a predicted model, not a curated record
AUGAACCCCCUCCGCCAUGACUUCAUCAAGUCCUGUCUCCGGCGGUCCUCUUCCAGCACACCUCCAGACGCCGACACGCAGAAAUACACCUACCUCGACAUAGGCUGCGGUGGGGGCAUCUUCGCCUCCUCAGCCGCCCGGCUCCCCCAUACCGCGCGAGUAACGGCAAUCGACCCCACGCCGGACGUGAUCGCGGUCGCGAAAUCGCACGCCCGCAGCGAUCCGAUCCUCUCACAAUCCGCCAAAUUAGAAUAUCUGAACUGUGCGAUUGAAGACCUCCCCCUCUCCUCCGGCAGCCCCGAGUCCCCACCCCCCAAUGGGCGACAAUACGAUAUAAUCACCGUGUUCGAAGUGCUCGAGCACAUCGAUUCACCUGCGUCGUUCCUCGAGACCGCGAUUCCUCACUUAAAGCCCGGGGGGUGGCUGAUUGGUAGCACCAUCUCGCGCCACCCGAUCGCCUACCUUACGACGAAGUUGAUUGCCGAGGCGCCGGUGAUAGGCGUCGUGCCGAGGGGCACGCACGACUGGAACAAAUACAUCAACCCGAGUGAAUUGCGGCAGUAUUUCGAAAGUGGGCGCGCGCCGGGGCGGUGGGGCAGUUUCGUCACACAAGGCGUGGUCUAUCUCCCUGGUGUGGGCUGGAAGAAUGUGACGCGAAGUGAAGACUUUGGGAAUUACUUCUUCGGGGUCCAGAAAUUGGAGUGA